Messenger RNA from Hyaloscypha bicolor E, 5410 nucleotides. RefSeq lists its product as uncharacterized. NCBI's taxonomy places the organism in Eukaryota, Fungi, Ascomycota, Leotiomycetes, Helotiales, Hyaloscyphaceae. The transcript is spliced from 3 exons. Gene Ontology annotation, molecular function: protein binding. The coding region runs from base 125 to 5410 and encodes 1761 amino acids. The record is from RefSeq and is a predicted model, not a curated record.
CUGGUGUCCUUCCUUCGUUUUAGGAGAGCUGUGCGCUGAAUGGCUUUGCAAAAUCCAAAUCUUUGCAACUAUCCUGUUCGAUUGAACCACCCCUUCGUCUCUAAGAGUUUGCACGAGGAACACUAUGCGCGACCUGAACCGUCUGGAGGAACUCGCAAGGGGACACAAUGUGUUAGAUUACGGCAAAGAACGGCUCUCACCUUUCGAGCGUGCUCGGCGCGACUCCAUUGCCACAUCGUCAGUUGAUCAAGCCAAUGCCAAGGACAAGUUGGCAGUCCUGCGGACUAGCAGUGUCUACUGGAAAGACCCAACCAAGCAGAAGAGGAAUCUCCUCAGGACGAAGAAGGAAAAAGCCGCCCUUCUAGACACAUCUAGUUGGACAUACACCAAGGCUGAGAGAUUUAAGAUUCUCGACCAGGAGAUCCGUAAUGGCGGUCCGCCCGGGCUGGCUCAGGCUGUUCUUGCCUUCGACAUGAGGGACCCCUUGGAUGUCAAUGUUGCCUAUGUCACAGAUACUAAUGGCGACGCAGUUUGCACUGGCAAACCAACUGGAUGGCUUGAACUAUGCGCCGCGCGUGGUGAAAUCAAUGAUGUUGCGUACAUCAGGCUCCUUACCAAUUUCGGAGCGAGCCAGGCCUCCCGAGAUAUGGCUCUGCGCAUCGCACUCGAGAGGAAAGCAAUGAAUACUGCCCAGGAGCUCUUUCGAAACGAUGCAGACCCAAAUGUAGCUGAAACUGUUGAGCAUUUCCUUGCUGCUAUCCGAGAUCAGAACCAGCAAGUGUACACCAUGUUCCUGAUGGCAACGACGCCUCUGAACCCGUUCUACAUCAAUCAGGCCUUGGUCGAAGCCGUCGGCAGGGACUCGGAUUUAGUGGGCUUGUUGAUCGCGCAUGGGGCUGAUGGCAUGCUCAAUGAUGGCCAAGCCUUGUGUGCCGCAAUCGCCUUGAGAAGUUUACCGGACACUGCAAUGAUGUUGACUAAUUCUGGCAAUUUGUCAACAACAAGCCUAGACAUAGCCACAGAAAUGGUUUGUGCUGUCGAGGACGAAAAAGCAAAGAUCGAUUUUCUGGACAUGCUCUUGAGCGCCGGGGCAAAUGCCAAUACAUCAAGGAUAUACGAUGAGUUACUAGGAUCCGUCAAGGAAAACAAGGCCUCUAUCGCAGAGCUGUUGAUCUUCCAUGGGACAUCUCCUGAUUUCAAUGACGCUGAAGUUUUGCGAUUGGCCGUCAGUUCAGCUCAAACAGAUCUCGUCAAUAUCCUUCUGCAAGGGAAUGUUCCCCAAGCAAGCGUUGUAAAGGCUCUUGAAGAAGCCAGUGGUUUGGAAGACCCUGAUAUUUUUGAGGAAAUAGUCAGAGCUCUCCUCGAGAAAGGCGUCCCCCAGAAUUCACUCAGCAAAUGUCUCUGCGACUCAGUGGAGAAAGGCUACAUGUCACUCGUGCCUGUGCUGAUUGAGAAAGGUGCCAUUUUGGACUAUGCCGAUGCGCGAUGCGUUCGACAGGCACUGAAACGCAAUGACUUUGGUUUGUUCGGGCAACUGCUCGAAGCACCCUGUCAGCCCUCUGUUCUAUCUCAAGUUCUUCUCGACGCUAUGACAAUUCAGCCUCCGUCUGAAAGAUUCGACAUCAUAAGUAGACUUCUCAAUAAGGGAGUCUCUGGUAUAGGUCUUCACAUUGCACUUCAAACUACAGCUGCAAACGCAAAAGAUCCAACGGACUACGGUCUCAUUGAGGCAUUGUUGAGGCACCACGCCUCUACUGACUUCUUUGACAACAGCGGCAACUGUGUGUGCACUGCAGCUGCACAGCAAGACGAGAGGGGGCUAGACUUGCUAUGUCAGGGCAACCCUAGUCCGGAUACUGUCUCAGCCGCUAUUAACUUCUUGCCCGUGUCUUUUGCAACUGCUGAAGCUGGCGAAUAUGAGAAACAAGUCGGAAUGAUGUCCACACUAUUGGAGAAAGGAGCCUACGGAACUUCUGUAGCUGAAAUGCUCAUUAAGGCCGCAAGAGACGAUCACCGCGGAAAGGCUUUGACAGCGCUGAUACACCACGGUGCCGACGCCAACUACCAACAUGGCAAAUCCAUCGAAGAGGCGCUGACUUUGCCGCGAAUUUCUGCGCUAGAAAUGAUCUGCAAAGGUUGCAGGAUUGACAGUCACUCAUUUGCAACUCAGAUUCCAAAUGCUCUCAGGCCACAAGGCUUCAGUCUCGACAAAGCAAGUUUGCUGGCGCACGCUUCGAAGGAUGGCGGCUUCAAAGGAGUUCUUGAUAAACCCCUUCUGGAUGAAGUUGAGUCCAACGGCGGCCGCAGAGAAGUCAUUGAGCUUCUUUUAGGCCUGGGCGCAAGCGUCAACUUCCAACAUGGCCGAGCACUACAACACAGUGUUGUCACAGGCAACCUAGAAGUUUGUUGUCUUCUCCUCAGUGCGGGCGUUGAGAGACCUAAUAUUGCACUGGCUUUCCCGGCAACAAGUGGAAUAAAAGAUCUACCAACUCGAUACAGCUUAAUGGAAGUCCUUCUGAAGGCCGGACAAUCCAAAAUAGGACAGGAUCAAGCGCUUGUCCAGGCAUCACAAGAGGCCGUCCACCACGACCUUUCCCACGUUGAGCUCCUUCUUGCACAUCAAGCUUCUCCCAAUUUCAACGAUGGUGCAGCCGUUCUCUGGUCAAUCCAGACGAAGAAUUUACCCCUCUCGAAACGAUUCAUGCUCACUGAGCUGAACAAGAAGACUCUAUCAAACGCAUUUACCCUUGCACGAAAGAUUGAAUGUACAAAAGAGGAGAGAUAUGCCAUAUUCGAAACUCUCCUAGAAAAAUACUCUGACCAAAAGGCGAUCAGCAUGACUUUGAUUGAGGCCGUGAGGCGCGAUCCAGCUGACAUCAAGACAUCUACUCUCCUGUUGGAUCAUGGCGCGUCAAUUGAGCCUAAACAUGGGUUCGCAAUGCAACUGGUUGCUUCGGCGGGCACCUUAGAGUUGCUCAAUCUGUUCCUGAGCAAAGGGCCGAGUCAGACUGGCCGUGAUGCGAGCUUUGCUUCCGUGACGGAUUCUGCGCUUGACGCUGAGCAGAGAAAACUGAUUUACAAGAGUUUGCUGGAAACCGGAAUUACACAAGAUCUCAUCAGCGCAGGCCUAUUGCAGGCCACUCGAGCCAACAUUAUCGAUCACUCUCUCCUUGCGUUGCUCAUAGCCUUCAAUGCUUCUUUGGACUUCGAUUCUGGCAGCGCAGCCUACGAAAUUACUGCGAGAGGCGACCUGCCAACGUUGACUGUUCUACUACAAGGAAAUGUGUCGCAGACGCAAACCUUGGAUAGGUCUUUCUCAGCGUCCAUGGGAUUGAAAGGUUCAGGCCGUUUGGCAAUAGCGAAGGCACUGCUGGAGAAACAGCCUGGAGUCAACCGCGAAACUGUCUCGCACCACCUUGCACAGAUAGUGAAGGAGAACGACCACGAUCUGUUGAGUUUGAUGAUGGACUAUGGGCCAGACCCCGCAUACAAUAGUGGUAAAAGCUUAAUUUUGGCUGCUCGGGCCGGAGAUGCUAAAGCCGCAGAAAUGUUGGCAAGAGCGAAAAUCACCAGCGAUACAGCAGGCCAGGCAUUUGAGCAACUUCUGAAUGCUCGCACUAUCCAGUCAACGGUGGCUGGCUUACAGACAGCAAAGAUUUUACUCUCCCUGGGUGUCACACAACACCUGAUCGAUCAAGCUCUACUGGAUGGUUUUGACGACGAUGUCAGUCAGUUAACUUCGGACCUGGUAGAGUUGUUGAUACCGUACAAGCCCAACGUCAGCGGUGGCGAGGGUAAAGUUUUUGUCAAAACGGCAAGCAGCGGAAACGUGGAAUUGUUCAGACGCCUUGCCUCACAGAAGCCAGACUUGGAUGUCGUCAUCCCAGCGCUCCUACGAUCAAUGGAGAAGGAAGACGAGCUCAUUCCCUUCCUGGAGCACCUGGAAGAAUGUGCUCAGAGAGAGUCUACGCCUCUUCAAGACUUCGUAAUCUUCACGGCUCUUACAGAAUUCCCUGAAGGCAAUCGGCUGGCGAAACAUCUUCUAAAUAAUGGGUGCCCUGCCAAUAGCAGGACUGAUGCGGAGCUGGAUGCUUCUGUCGGAAUGGAGGCCAUGACUGUACUCAUUUGGGCUCUAAGCCGUACCACGCCGACAAUUUCUAAGGAGGUCAUCGUGGAGAUUCUUGAGGACGGCCACAAUGUCGAAGUAUCCUUCGCAACCUCCGUAACACACACGACAUCGACAAUCAUUGCCAGCACAGCAGGUCGGAACACCGUUCUGAAAAGAUUGAUCGAGAUUGGCGUUGAUAUAUCACAUCAUGACAAGGACGAGCACUCUGCCUUGUUUUAUGCGAGCAGGAGUGGACAUGUCGAGACAGCAGAGCUGCUUAUCCAAGCAGGUGCCAAAGGCGAUGAUGGCAGCUUGCACGAGGCUGCAAGAGAAGCGCACCCGCAACUCAUCGAGCUGUUGCUUGCAAAUGGCCAUCGUGUCGACUUUCCUUCCGCCAUUCAUGCCGAGGGACUGUUUGGCCGUACUGCACUGGAAGAGUUGUGUUUGAACGCCACGCCCGGAGCGGAUAACUGGCAGAAGAGAAUUCGUCAGUCCAUUGGAUUACUUCUCCCUGCUACGGUGGCAGAAAUAACACAGAGCGGCGGUAAAGCAAUGCUACAUCUGGCACUUGAGAAUGAGCAUUCAGUGGCUGUCACACGCGAGCUGCUGACAUUUCCAGCGGUCUGGGAGAACAUCAAUCACCCAAUUUACUUGUACAAGGACGCUCAGGGCUAUGUCUAUUCUCCAACCAAAUACGCCGAACUUCUCUUGGGAGCGGACAAUGACAAGAAAUGCCAGCAGCUCACCAAACUGCUGCGAGCGAGAAAGUGUAAAGGCAGGUUCUAUGCGCAUACAGUGGAUCAACCGGAAGGCGCGGUAGGAUUGCCAGAAGAGGUUGCGGAGGCAGUGAAUAAGCAGAAACGCGCCGACCACGAGCAACGCGAAGAGCUGAAGAGAAGAGAUGCAAUCGCGGUUCAUCAGCGUGCCAUCGAAGCAGAGGAUUACGAACGUAACCUCAAGCUUGCAAAGGAACGACACAACCUCUUGAUGCGACAGCUGAAAGAGGAAGAAAAUGCCGAGAAGCAAGUGGCUACAAACAAGCAAGCGAUGACCGUGCGCCAUGCGCAGGAACUUCAACGUGAAAGACAAGACGCCCUCAGAGCAGAGAACAAAAUCAGACUCGAGGGUGUAGAUGAAGAAGGGGCACGUAGGAGAAGAAACGCCGCCAGCGAACAGCAAGCUGAGCUCACUCAUCAAGGCAACUUGUUGCGUAGCCAGAAUGCGGCUCUGAAAUCGAAGCUGGAUAACGAGCAACAAAUUAUCAACGCGCGUUGCAUUGGGAGAGCAGAAGGUGCAAAGUGA